This is a messenger RNA of Uranotaenia lowii, 4155 nucleotides long. RefSeq lists its product as uncharacterized. The transcript has 2 exons. Lineage: Eukaryota; Metazoa; Arthropoda; Insecta; Diptera; Culicidae. The record is from RefSeq and is a predicted model, not a curated record. The coding region runs from base 1 to 4155 and encodes 1384 amino acids.
AUGGAGGACGUCGAUUUUAACGAGCUCAAAGAGCAAGACAGGCAGUUAAAGCGGACCAUCAAUGGAGUGGCAAGGUUCGUCGAAACUUUUUCGAUGGAACGGCAUGAGAAUCAAAUCGACGUUCGAUUAGAGUUGUUGGAAGAUGCAAUGAGGAGGUUCCACGUCGUUCAGCGGAAAAUCAAGGUGAUUUUGGACGAAGAAGACCUCGAAUUAAAGCCCGAAUCGAAGGAAACUGACGGACAGCGCGAUAAACGAGUGAAAUCCAAAAUUGCCAAGCGUGAGGCAGAUUUUGACGAGGCUGCGUCCCAGGUCGAAGAGGUUUACUGCGCAGCGAAAUCUUCCCUGCUAGCUUUCAAACGUACGAAACCAGUGUCAGUUGAAUCGUCAGAAACAUCUUCAAGUUCGGUUAUGUCUCGCGUAAAACUUCCUGAAAUCCAGCUGCCCCAUUUCAGUGGAAGAAUUCGAGACUGGGUAACAUUCCGCGACAUGUUCCAGAGCCUAAUCCAUAACAACGACCAGCUUUCCCCAAUUGACAAAUUCACAUACUUGAGGUCAUCGGUGACGGACGAAGCACUCCAAGAGAUCAGCUCAAUUGAACUCACGGCAGCAAACUACCAGGUGGCAUGGAACGUUUUGGAAAAGCGCUAUGAAAACAAAAAGCUCAUCGUCAAAGCACAUCUGGACGCGCUUUUUGCGAUCGAGCCAAUACGUCGAGAGCACAGUGAGUCGCUGAAUCGCCUCAUCAGUGACUUCGACAAAAACUUACAGAUGCUGGACAAGAUUGGGGAAAACACGGAAAGCUGGUCAACAUUGUUAGCUCACAUGGUCAGCAUGAGAUUGGAUCCAGUAACUCUUCGGCAGUGGGAAACGCAUCACAACUCAAAGGAAGUGCCCACCUACGCCAACUUGAUGAACUUCCUUCGAGACCAGUGCUUGGUUCUCCAGUCCCUCGUUGCCAACAAUCCUUCUGAGCCACACUAUCACCGGUUACGAGGCUCGCCUGAGACAGAGUAUCGACGCUUCAGGAACACAACAACACAUCUCACCUCGCAGCCUCCUGAACGUUGCGUCUUUUGUGGACAACGCCAUAACAACAUCUUCCAGUGUUCGAAUAUGAAGGAUUGGUCAGUUCCACAAAGAAUUUCCGAAGUACAAAAACGUCGCUUGUGUUUGAAUUGUUUAAGACCCGAUCAUUUUGCCAUAAAUUGCACCAGAGGAAAAUGCAAAAUAUGUUCCUUUAAUCAUCACACACUUCUCCAUGUCGAAUCCUCUCGUAAUUUCGCUCGGCCGACCUCACCAAAUUACUCCUCCUCCGUUUCCCCAUCGCGCAAUAGACCCGAUUCUGCCAAUCAGCGUCAAUCAAACCAUUGGAGGCAAAGCCCACGCCCACAGCGUACACACAAUCAAACAAGUCGACCAUCUACCAAUUCGUACCCAGUCAUUCAAGCACCCAACCCACAAGUCAACCCACAACACACCACAGACAAUCUUUCGCACACUUUUGAAAUCAGUCAGAAAUCCAAUGGAAGUUUGAGUCAGCAAGUUUUGUUGUCGACAGCAGUUGUUCGCGUCGAAGAUCGGUAUGGGAAUCACACGUUUGCAAGGACUUUACUUGAUUCGUGUUCAGAGUUCUGCUACGUCACGAGUAGCUUUGCACAGAAACUCAAUCUCCACGAGUCCUCAGAGACUCUGAAAGUACAGGGAAUAGGCAAUGUCUCGGUCACUUCAAGAAGAGCUGUAGAAGCGAAAAUUCAGCCACGUUUGUCCACCAUCUCAAGCUUCUGCGAAAUCAUUCGGUUCCAUGUUCUGCCCAAUAUAACUCAAACGCUGCCGAUCAAACCAGUGCCAAUCCAACAUCAAAAAUCAUUGCCGAAUGUUGUGUUAGCCGAUCCAGAUUUCUGGAAACCGGGAUCUAUAGACAUGAUUAUUGGAGCAGAAACAGCCACCUUUGUAAGUUCUUCAGCCCACCUCGAAGAUUUAAUCUCAAAGUUCUGGGAAUUAGAAUCUUGUCACAACAAAACCACGUAUUCUAUUGAGGAAUCAGCAUGUGAAGAGCACUUUAAAAGUACCACACGUCGUGAUUCAGACGGAAAGUUUUUAGUCACUCUGCCUAAGAAGCCUGGUGUAAUCCAACAACUCGGUGACUCACGAAAUUCAGCGAUGAGACGUUUCAUUAGUCUCGAAAAGCGCUUUAAUGCAAAUCCCGAGUUGAAAGCCAUGUAUGUCGAGUUCAUUCAUGAGUACAUGUUAAUGGGUCAUAUGCGAGAAGUGACAGAACAAAAAGGUCAGAACGAAUCGAGUCAGAAUUUUGAUUGUCAGAUUAGUCAGAAGUCAGAAAGCGUUGUUUAUUAUCUGCCGCAUCAUGCCGUGCUCAAACCGGACAGCACAACCACAAAACUACGUGUAGUUUUCGAUGCAUCGUGUCGCACCUCAACCGGCGUUUCGUUAAACGACGGAUUGAUGGUGGGCCCAGUUGUUCAGAACGAUUUAAUGUCCAUCAUCCUACGCUUCCGUCUGCAUCGAUAUGCUAUCAGCGCAGACGUUGAGAAAAUGUACAGGAUGGUUCGCGUGCAGAUUCCAGAUCAGCAUUUACUACGUAUUUUAUGGAGAGAUUCACCCAAUGACCCCAUCAAAACAUACGAGCUAACCACAGUUACUUACGGUACUGCAAGUGCUCCCUACUUGGCAACCAGAUGCUUAAAAAUGCUUGGAGAAGAGAAUGUUGUAACACAUCCCAUCGGAUCGAGAGUGAUACUCGAAGAUUUUUACGUCGAUGACUGCCUCACAGGCGCCGACUCUCUUGAGGAGGCAAAAACAAUCAUCAAGGAGACAACUUUUCUCACCGAUUCGGCAGGAUUCAACUUAAGAAAGUUCAAUUCAAAUUCCUCCAAGAUUUUAUCGAAGCUUCCUAAUCACAUGCUUGACAAGCGGCGAACAUUUGAACUCGACAGCUCCAGCAGUACGGUUAAAACACUCGGCAUGAAGUGGGAUACGUCAGAAGAUGAGUUUUGUUUCAGUUUUCCUCAGAUGAGGAGUUCAGAAUCAGCGAUAACGAAGCGAAUUGUGCACUCAGACGCAGCUUGCUUGUUCGAUCCACUCGGUUUAGUUGGCCCCGUUGUUGUUCAGGCAAAAAUCUUCAUUCAACAACUAUGGCGCCUGAAGAAAGAUUGGGAUGAGCCUCUGGAUGAGAGCUUUCAAAGGUUUUGGAUCGAGUACAAGCAGAAUUUGUUGGUUUUGGCGUAUAUCUCAGUUCCUCGUUGGGUCGGAUUUAGUCCAACUCUUGAGUCAGUUCAGUUGCACGGUUUUUGCGACGCAUCAGAACAAGCCUAUGGUGCAUGCCUAUACUUGCGCUGCGUCAAAACAGAUGGUUCGAUCACGGUACGGUUAAUCACCUCGAAGUCUAGAGUGGCGCCUCUAGAAAACUUGAAGCAGUCGAAAAGAAAAACCUCUAUACCACGUCUGGAACUAUCAUCUGCAUUGGUCCUCAGUCAUUUAUACGAAAGGUUCACUCAAGUCCACCCAAACAUCGUCGAGACCUAUUUUUGGACAGAUUCAAUGAUUGUCAGGCACUGGCUUGCUUCUCCACCAUCACGAUGGCAGAUGUUCGUCGCAAACCGAGUGUCAGAAAUUCAGCACAUCACUAAGAACGGAAAAUGGAAUCAUGUAGCCGGAAUCGAAAAUCCCGCAGACCUGAUUUCACGCGGUGCAUCUCCUGAGCAGUUGAUUAAACAGAGUUUAUGGUUUGACGGUCCCACCUGGUUAUCACAAGAGCAGCAGUUAUGGCCCACAGAAAACGACGAAAGCUCCACAGAAAUCGAUGCAUCCUUGUUAGAAGAGAAACCUAGUACUGCUCUUGUGACUCACGAAGCUCCAACAAACGAAAUUUUCGAACUACAUGAUUCCUUCAUCAGUCUCACCAGAAUUGUUGCCCUGUUCAAACGAUUUCGGCACAACGCUCAGAAGGUGAACAGGAAUAACCAUAUAGUCGGAAACCUCAGUCAGGCCGAAUUAUCAGAAGCAUCACUUACACUGGUCCGCUUAUCUCAGGCUGAAAGCUUUGCAGCUGAGUUAAGUGAUCUAAAAAAACAUGGAGAGGUCAAACCAUCGUCGCGGAUUGCAGGCUUGGGUCCCUAUUUACACGAAGGAGCAAUAUGA